This is a messenger RNA of Cinclus cinclus, 2015 nucleotides long. RefSeq names its product transcription factor like 5 (gene TCFL5). Gene Ontology annotation, biological process: spermatogenesis; regulation of DNA-templated transcription. NCBI's taxonomy places the organism in Eukaryota, Metazoa, Chordata, Aves, Passeriformes, Cinclidae. The record is from RefSeq and is a predicted model, not a curated record. Bases 453 to 2015 code for a protein of 520 amino acids. The transcript has 6 exons. Gene Ontology annotation, cellular component: nucleus. Gene Ontology annotation, molecular function: protein dimerization activity; DNA-binding transcription factor activity, RNA polymerase II-specific; RNA polymerase II cis-regulatory region sequence-specific DNA binding.
GCCCGGCCCGGCCCCGCCCGGCCCGGCUCCCCACGGCUCCCCCCGGCCGCGGGGGCUCCGUUCCCGCCCGCCCGGGCUUGCCCCGCAGCCGUCCGGGCGUUGUCUCAGGGGGUGGCCAGGCCGCAGAGUGCCCGCAGCCUCCCCCGCCGAGGCCGGGGCGGGGACAGGUGAAGGCCGUUUGUCGUGAGCAGCUGUGCUGGAGGGGGAGGGAGGGUCUCACCCGGGGGGGAGACAUGGUCAGGGCGUCAGGUACCCCGCCAGCGGCAGCUCGGUCCCCGCUCUGUUACCUCGCCAAUCAGUGUUAAGUGCAAUUUUUUCUGCCUUCGGGUUUGUUUUUUUGUUGUUGUUGUUUUGUUUUGUUUUGUUUUUUAAUGGAUAGUACUGACAAUUGUUGAAGGUUUUAUGGUUUUCUGUUGAAAGGGACAUUGGUACUGAUUAGGUUUGCUGUAGCCAUGUCAGGAUCAGCCCCCGAGGAGCCUCAGACCAUUCCUCAGAGCCCAGCUAGUGUUCCUGACCCCGCUCCCGUUGCUGUCGGACCUGGAGGCUCAAGUGACAGUUCCUUUGGUGAGCAAAACCUUGGCUUCUCCACCCCCGAGGCCAGCCUGGUGGAGAUGAUGGACAUUGAGUACACCCAGCUGCAGCACAUACUUUGCUCGCACACGGAGGCUCAGAGUAGUGAAGGAGAAGUGGAAGCCAGGCUCAGCGCUUUCUCCUCGCCUGGCCCCUCUGCAGACCCCCCUCUGCAGCAGCCCUCCCCCAGCACCAGUCAGGACGGGGGCUCCUCCAACAGCUCUGGGAACCAGUCGGUCUGCCCAGUUACCUGUCAGUCAGGGUUGCCUUGUGACAGCUACUGGCCGAAUUCUAACCCACACCUGGGCUAUGCUGACUUGCAGGAGCUCAGGAUGAUGUUACUUAGCGAGUCCAACCUCCCUGUGAACCCAAGAGAGAAAGGCAGCAGUAGCUCUGUAGACGUCUCGGGAUGCAGUGUAGCAAAAGCUAAACAGGGUGAAAAUUUCUUGGGGGAGAAUAAGGAAAACGUAUUUGUUGAAAAUUCGGCACUGGCACCAGAGGUUAGAUCUAAACCUGCAGUCAGAGCUCGGUUGGAAGACAGAUUCAACAGCAGCCCGACAGAAAACCCCAGAUGUCAAGAACCCCAAGAAUCUGGAGUAACUCUUAACAAUUUAGUGACAUUGAUCCGCCAGCCCUCAGAAGUGGUGGGUGUUCCUCUUCACCAGCAAGGGAACAGGUGUGCUGCACUAGGGAAAAAUAAGGCUGCACCUGCCACACAUUCCUUACCAUUUACUUACCCAUUCUUUACCAUGAAUGCAUGUUCUGCUGCUGGAAGUGCUAAUCCUUCCCAAGCACAGACCUGUGGAACAUCUUGCACUAUUUUGGAAGCUGCCAAACAUCAAGACCUUGGGAUACCUAAGACAUUCCCUUUUCUCUAUCAGGAAGUUGAAUCCACAAAACAGACAGUAGGUGCUAUAAAUAAAGCUUUGCCUGAGGAAGUUUGGAUUAAAGUUGGAGACACCUUAUGCAAGCAAGCCAUAAACAGAAGUUGCAGCAGAAUAAAUCUGUUGGAUGCAAACAUGGAUCGCAAACCUCUCGGUGAGAUUCGGAACAACAACCAGAGCACUGCAGCUGCCCAGGGCCCCUGGCAGUCAGCACAGCCCAGCUCCAGUGUGCAGGUACACAGUGGUUCCCAGGAUGGAAGCGCCCAGAGAAGGGAAAGGCACAACCGCCUGGAGAGAGACAGGAGGCGCAGGAUCCGGGUUUGUUGUGAUGAGCUCAAUCUCCUCGUUCCCUUCUGCACGAUUGACACUGACAAGGCAACAACUUUGCAGUGGACAACUGCAUUCCUCAAGUACAUUCAGGAAAGGCACGGUGACUCCCUGAAGCAGGAAUUUGAGACUGUGUUCUGUGGUAAAACAGGCAGGAGACUAAAAAUUGGAAGACCAGACUCGUGUAUAAUGUGUCCAGCACAGGAAAACCGCACAGCUAUGGAGACCAAAUAG